Messenger RNA from Neopsephotus bourkii (Bourke's parrot), 1799 nucleotides. It is a transcript of the gene KRR1, whose product is annotated as KRR1 small subunit processome component homolog. The coding region runs from base 16 to 1161 and encodes 381 amino acids. The record is from RefSeq and is a predicted model, not a curated record. The transcript is spliced from 10 exons. Gene Ontology annotation, cellular component: nucleolus; small-subunit processome. Lineage: Eukaryota; Metazoa; Chordata; Aves; Psittaciformes; Psittacidae. Gene Ontology annotation, molecular function: RNA binding.
AGUGCGCGGGCAGACAUGGCGGAUGAUGAUCCUGAGGGAGCCGGGCCGAAGCAAAAGGAAAAGCCGAAACAUAGAAGCAAAAAGAAAGCGGCUGCAGCAGUUAAUGAGUCUGAACUUCUCACUGUGCCAGAUGGAUGGAAAGAGCCAGCCUUUACAAGAGAGGAUAAUCCCAAAGGGCUGCUGGAAGAAAGCAGUUUUGCAACGUUAUUCCCAAAGUACAGAGAAGCGUACUUGAAAGAGUGCUGGCCACUGGUCCAGAAAGCCUUGGGUGAACAUUAUGUGAAUGCAGCGCUGGAUCUAAUUGAAGGAAGCAUGACUGUCACUACCACUAAGAAGACUUUUGAUCCAUAUGCAAUCAUCAGGGCUAGAGAUUUAAUAAAACUUCUGGCAAGAAGUGUUCCAUUUGAACAGGCAGUUCGUAUCCUUCAGGAUGAUGUUGCAUGUGAUAUCAUAAAAAUAGGCACUCUGGUGAGGAAGCGAGACACUUUUAUAAAAAGAAGAGGACGACUUCUUGGGCCAAAAGGAUCUACUCUAAAGGCCCUGGAACUGUUAACAAACUGUUAUAUCAUGGUGCAAGGAAACACUGUUUCAGCUCUUGGACCCUUCAGUGGGCUAAAAGAGGUCAGAAAAGUUGUUCUGGACACAAUGAAGAAUAUACAUCCCAUAUAUAAUAUUAAGACUUUGAUGAUCAAAAGGGAAUUAGCAAAAGAUCCUGUGCUGAGAUCACAAAGCUGGGACAGAUUUUUGCCGAAGUUCAAGCGGAAGAACUUGAAAAAACGCAAGGAGCCGAAGAAGAAAAAUACCAAGAAGGAGUACACGCCAUUCCCACCUCCACAGCCGGAAAGCCAGAUUGAUAAAGAAUUGGCAAGUGGUGAAUACUUCUUGAAAGAAAGACAGAAGAAACGAAAGAGAGUGGAAGAGAUAAAGGCAAAGCAAGCAGACGCACUCAAGAAAAGACAAGAAGAAAGAAAUAAAGCCUUUAUUCCACCAAAGGAAAAGCCAGCUGUGAAAACAAAGAAAGCCUCCACUGAGAAAAAAAUUGAUAUUGAAGCCAUCAAGGAAAAGGUAAAGAAUGCAAAGAAGAAGAAAUUAGGAGCACUUCCUAUGGAAGAAGUCAAAUUAAAAAUGGCAGCAGAUGAAAAGAAAAAAAAGAAAAAAUAAUUCACCACCCAAGAUUUUCUCACUUUUCUCCUGUGUUAAUGAACACUUUCACACUUGGGAGAUUUGAGAUGUCUUGCUAUCAGUAUAAUCUGGACAAGAAACAACUAGGUAGAAAGAGCAUUCUCUUCAUAAGUACAGUUUAAUUAGCACACCUAAAGCAGCUAUGCAGAAUUGCCAGGGUCGGUGAAAAAAUCUGCACUGCUCUGUUGUUUGAGAAAAGAGAGUGUAUUUGGAUAAUACCUGUCGGCCUUAAGGGAAGGUUUUGUGAUAGAAACGUUCAGGAGCUUGGUGCAGCAUGUUAAAACAUUAGGGUCAGAGAACUCUGUGGAAGUUUAAGGUUAUUCUUCUGUGAAAGACUACCAGACUAUAUGCAGCCUUGGUUAUGGUGAUAACUUUUGAAAAUGGGAAAAAUUUAUUACUAUAUUAUGCUUUUGUUUCUGUGAAAGCUCAUUAUUUUUACAUGUCUUGUCUUGAUGUUAAUAAAUAUUUUAAUACAUUGUUCUUAAAUCGCUUAAUUAGUCAUCUGUUGCACAGCCUGCAUGUUGUUUUCCAGGAAAAGAGCUUACAGCUUCAUGUGAGAAUUAGAUAAACCAUAAUCUUAAUUGAAUGCCAUUAAUAAACUUAAUUUAUUAGCAUUA